UUUCUUUGUUUUCGGGAAAAUCCAGCUUAAAUGGCCACAACAAUUAGAACGGCAUGUGGCCAGCAGCUUUAACACGACUGCUGAAACGAAGAUUAGCCUACAUUAUAUUGGUUAUAUUAUUUUUUGUAUAUGUAAUUACAAAGACGAUUAAUAAGAAUACCCCACAACAUUUCCUGGAGUCCGAUGUGUUUACUGUGGAACGUACAAUCCCGCUAGUAUGGCGUACGUCAGAGGAACAUCUGCUAUCGCUUAGACAACUAAAAGAAAAUCCAACAAUUCCGAUCGGCACCAUCGAGUGCCGUAAUUCUAUGCAAGGACGUGAUCUAUUGGCAGAUGAUAGGGGGUUUGUUUGUGAAGCUGACAAUAUACUCGCCAACGGUUGUUGUGAUGUUCAACAUGAAACGACCCAAUAUUACACCUGUGAAACAUGUGACCCUGCCACACACUGUUGUGGCAUCUAUGAAAAUUGUGUCUCCUGCUGCUUGCAUCCCGAAAGACGGCCCCUGUUGGAGUUAGCAUUGGAACAAAUAAAGGGUCGCCAAUCAAUGGUUUAUGCUCAGGUUGCCGAUCAAUAUGAGUUGUGUUUGGUUAAGUGUCGCACCAAUUCACAUUCAGUCGAACAUGAAAAUCGUUAUCGUGAUCCGGUACAUCGUUUCUGUUAUGGUCCCACACAGGCUCAUGAAUCUCAAAUAGAGGUAUCGGGUAUGGGUUCAUGAUAGAGGUGGUCU
Musca vetustissima is the source of this 728-nucleotide messenger RNA. RefSeq names its product SREBP regulating gene protein. The transcript is spliced from 2 exons. Lineage: Eukaryota; Metazoa; Arthropoda; Insecta; Diptera; Muscidae. Gene Ontology annotation, biological process: positive regulation of SREBP signaling pathway. The record is from RefSeq and is a predicted model, not a curated record. The coding region runs from base 54 to 716 and encodes 220 amino acids.